UGAAAGUAUAAACCCUAAAACCCCAAAACAGCAGAGGGCAAACGAAGAAGACAAUGGCGAAGUCGUUGAGGUCGAAGAGGGAGAAGAGGCUGAAGGCUAUUCGCAGGGAGAUCGUCGAGCCUUUCUACGAUAAGAAAGAAGCCGCUAAGCUCGCCGCCCAAGAGGCUGCCCUCGCCGCUCCUAAGCUUCCUGUUCGACAACCACCCAACACCGCCAUGGACGCUUCCACCUCCACCACAGCGGUCACUGCCAAUAUGGAUGUGGAGAUGGGUGAUGGGGACCAAAGCUUGGCUUCCCUUAAGCCUGUUGGUGGAAUUGGGAAGAAAUCUAAAAGGAAAUUCAAGGUUGGUAAAGGCAGGCACGGUGGUAAAGGCAAGCGCGGCGGCGGUAAAGGCAAGCUUAGGAGGAAGCACAUAUAACUCCAAUUGAUAAUGGAAGCAUGGAAUGGAUUGCUUUUUGUUUCCAGUUUGAGAUCUUGCCUUUAUAUUACAUCAGCUCUGUAUUUCGAGAAUUUGGAUCUUGACAGUAAUACUUUUUUUAGUAGUUUGAGCUAUGAUAAAAGAGUACCUAAUGUUUUAAUGCUCAUCCCUGCCAGUUGUUGCCUUCUCAAUUUCCAACACAUUAGGCUUCUGGCAUCAUAUAUAACGAACUUUCUUCUUAAAAGACCAAUGCCUAGUUGCCGUGUAAUGUUCUGAACUUGAAAUAAUAGGGUAUUAAAUGUCUGCUACAUUCUUAGUUGAAAGUAACAGACUGCUUCGAUAUUGUAAGAUUGCUUUUAUUUCAUGAAUAGAAUUGCUUACUUAAAGCCUA
Molecule: messenger RNA, 810 nt
Organism: Neltuma alba
Lineage: Eukaryota; Viridiplantae; Streptophyta; Magnoliopsida; Fabales; Fabaceae
Exons: 3
Coding region: 54-419 (121 amino acids)
Source: RefSeq, a predicted model, not a curated record